UAGUGACACAAAAACACAGCUCAGCUGUUUGCUGCUGUCGCCUUCUUUCUUUCUUUCUUUCUUUCUUUCUCACUCUGUUGGGCACAGUUCUUUCUCUCCCAAAAUAAAAGAAGUAUAGAAUAAAGUGCAAAGGGGAGAUAAGAGGGGAAAAAAGGCCAUUGCUCAAGGGAAGGGAAGGGAAAGGAAGGAGAGAGGUUCAUUUUGAUGGGUUUGAAGCUUGUAAUGUGGAACUUGUUGGUGGUGGAGGUGGUGUUAUUGUGUUCAUGGGUUUGUUGUUGUACAGCCUCUGUAUCAUAUGACACUAAUGCCAUUAUCAUAAAUGGCCAAAGGAAGAUCCUCAUUUCUGGAUCCAUUCACUACCCUCGUAGCACUCCUGAGAUGUGGCCAGAUCUUAUUCGGAAGGCAAAAGAAGGAGGUUUGGAUGUAAUCCAGACCUAUGUUUUCUGGAAUGGCCAUGAACCUCAACCUAACAAAUAUCAUUUUGAGGGGAGGUAUGAUCUGGUCAAAUUUAUCAAGCUGGUGAAACGAGAAGGUCUCUAUGUUCAUCUCAGGAUUGGGCCCUACGCUUGUGCUGAAUGGAACUUUGGGGGCUUUCCUGUUUGGCUCAAGUAUGUUCCAGGUAUCAGUUUCAGAACAGAUAAUGAGCCUUUCAAGGCUGCAAUGCAAAAAUUUACAACAAAAAUCGUCGAUAUAAUGAAAGCUGAAAGGUUAUAUGAGUCUCAAGGUGGUCCAAUAAUUCUAUCGCAGAUUGAGAAUGAAUAUGGCCCCAUGGAGUAUGAACUCGGUGCUCCUGGUCAAGCUUACACGAAAUGGGUGGCUCAAAUGGCUGUUGGUCUGGGCACUGGAGUCCCGUGGGUCAUGUGCAAGCAAGAUGAUGUCCCAGAUCCCAUUAUAAACACUUGCAAUGGUUUUUAUUGUGAUUACUUCUCCCCGAAUAAAGCCUACAAACCCAAGAUGUGGACGGAAGCCUGGACUGGCUGGUUCACCGAGUUUGGAGGUGCAGUUCCUUACCGUCUUGAAGACUUAGCAUUUUCAGUUGCACGGUUUAUACAAAAGGGCGGAUCUUUUAUUAACUAUUAUAUGUAUCAUGGAGGAACAAACUUUGGCAGAACUUCCGGUGGUCCUUUUAUUGCCACUAGCUAUGAUUAUGAUGCUCCACUCGACGAAUUUGGACUAUUAAGGCAACCCAAAUGGGGUCAUUUGAAAGAUUUGCAUAGAGCGAUAAAGUUGUGUGAACCGGCUUUAGUAUCAGGAGAUCCCACUGUGAUCCCUCUUGGGAACUAUCAGGAGGCUCAUGUUUUCAAGUCAAAAUCUGGAGAUUGUGCUGCGUUCCUUGCAAACUACAAUUCUAAUUCCUUUGCAAAGUUGGCUUUUGGGAAUAUGCACUACAACCUGCCUCCUUGGUCCAUCAGCAUUCUUCCCGACUGCAAGAACACUGUUUAUAACACUGCAAGGGUAGGCGCUCAAAGUGCACAUAUGAAGAUGACUCCUGUUAUUUAUAAUACAGGAUUCUCUUGGCAAUCUUACAAUGAAGAGCCAGCAGCCUCUUAUGAUGACAAUUCUUUUACAAUGGUUGGAUUGUUGGAACAAAUUAAUAUCACCCGGGAUGCUUCUGAUUACCUGUGGUAUAUGACAGAUGUCAGGAUUGACCCAUAUGAAGGAUUUUUGAGGAGUGGGAAUUAUCCUGUUCUGACAGUGUUCUCUGCUGGUCAUGCUUUGCAUGUUUUCAUCAACGGUCAAUUAUCAGGAACUGCUUAUGGAAGUUUAGAAGACCCAAAAUUAACAUUUAGUGAUGGUGUGAAUCUGAGAGGUGGUAUAAACAACAUUGUCCUGCUAAGCAUUGCUGUUGGUCUCCCGAAUAUUGGCCCACAUUUUGAGACAUGGAAUGCCGGCGUUCUUGGCCCAGUUUCACUGAAUGGUCUAAAUGAAGGGAGGAGGGACCUAUCAUGGCAAAAUUGGUCUUACAAGAUUGGUCUAAAAGGAGAAGCAUUGAGUCUUCAUUCACUCAGUGGAAGUUCCUCUGUUGAGUGGGUUGAAGGUUCUUUAUUGGCACAAAGGCAGUCACUGACAUGGUACAAGACCACUUUUAAUGCUCCUGAUGGAGAUGAACCUUUGGCUUUGGAUAUGGAUAGCAUGGGGAAAGGUCAAAUAUGGUUAAACGGUCAAAGUGUUGGACGCUACUGGCCUGGAUACAAAGCUUCUGGUACUUGUGGUGCCUGUAAUUAUACUGGUUGGUUUGAUGAGAAGAAAUGCCUAAAUAAUUGCGGUGAGGCUUCCCAAAGAUGGUAUCAUGUACCUCGUUCGUGGUUGUAUCCUGCAGGGAAUUUGUUGGUUGUGUUUGAAGAAUGGGGUGGAAACCCUUAUGGAAUUUCUUUAGUGAAGAGAGAAAUAGAAAGUGUAUGUGCUGAUAUAUUUGAGUGGCAGCCAACUUUAGUGAAUUGGCAGAUGCAAGCCUCUGGUAAAGUUAAUAAACCUCUAAGACCUAAAGCUCACUUGUGGUGUGCCCCUGGUCAGAAGAUCUCGUCAAUUAAAUUCGCUAGCUUCGGAACGCCAAAAGGGGCUUGUGGAAGCUUCAGUCAGGGGAGCUGUCAUGCUUAUCAUUCUUAUGACGCUUUUGAAAAGUACUGCAUUGGGCAGCAAUCAUGCUCGGUACCUGUGGUGCCUGAGGCUUUUGGAGGAGAUCCGUGUCCAAAUGUCAUGAAGAAACUUUCUGUGGAAGCUGUUUGCAGCUGACAACACAGAAAACAUGAAAAGAAGGUCCUACUUUUGUUCUUUAACACCCGUCAUACAAAUUCACAAAUAAGUUUUUACUAAAUUCAUCAAAGAUCGAGGCAAGCAUUUUUUGGUUUUGCCAGGGUGAAGUUGUAGAACGUACAAAACACCAUUUGGUUCAAAACCCAUAUAAAUUAUGGAGAUGAUUAUGAGGUUUUUUGUACAUAAAAUAGCUAUUGUCUGUUAGAAGCACGUUGAGACACGGUAAAAUCGUCCAUGUGCAAAUGUUUAAUUGCUUUAUUAGUCUUGAAGACAGACAUGUAAGCUCUUGGCUUUCAUUGAGUUCAGAAUUUUGUUUUCUUAUGGACCUUUCUUCCCUGGAAGCAUUGUUUCAUUGCUUUGGAAUUGUAAUAAACAUCAAGCUUCUCAAUUUUUGUCUGAAAUUGACUUGGCAUUUGUAUUGUGCUUGAAUUUAUCAGAUAAAAAUUAGACUGUAUUGAGA
This is a messenger RNA of Camellia sinensis, 3214 nucleotides long. Its product is annotated as beta-galactosidase-like. Lineage: Eukaryota; Viridiplantae; Streptophyta; Magnoliopsida; Ericales; Theaceae. Gene Ontology annotation, biological process: carbohydrate metabolic process. The record is from RefSeq and is a predicted model, not a curated record. Gene Ontology annotation, molecular function: carbohydrate binding; hydrolase activity, hydrolyzing O-glycosyl compounds.